Molecule: messenger RNA, 2374 nt
Organism: Brassica napus (rape)
Lineage: Eukaryota; Viridiplantae; Streptophyta; Magnoliopsida; Brassicales; Brassicaceae
Product: CDPK-related kinase 4
Biological process (GO): intracellular signal transduction; protein autophosphorylation; peptidyl-serine phosphorylation
Cellular component (GO): nucleus; cytoplasm
Molecular function (GO): ATP binding; calcium-dependent protein serine/threonine kinase activity; calcium/calmodulin-dependent protein kinase activity
Source: RefSeq, a predicted model, not a curated record
CAUCUUAAGAAUAAGAAUGUAUUACAAAAUAUACAACUGAUUUUAGUAAUGCAAGUCAUUCUGAAUUGAAUAUAGUUGUUAUAGUUGAAAACAUAUAUCAGAACAAAAAGGGUAAAAAAAAUAUAUGUAACAUGUAAUGCAUGACCCAUAAAAAAGACAUUAAAUGAGAAAAUUAUUAAGAAACCAUUAAAAGAGAGAUUAAUGACAGUAGGCGCUGAAGGUUGUUGGAGUGGUCAUUGUUUUCAACUUUGUGUCGUUUUAUCAAAAACCACAAGAAGCGCCUUCUCCUUUCCCUUCUUUUAAAUCUUUCUUCAGAGCUCUCUUCCUUCAUUUUUUAAAAUAAUAAAAUAAAUAAAAACACUGUACAACUUCGACUCCUGACCGUCCGAUGCUCUGACUCUGACCGAUCAGUCAAUUUGAACGUCCACAUCCAACGGCCAUGGGCCACUGCUACAGCCGGAACAUCUCCGCCGUCGAGCACGACGAGAUCCCCGAGGCUCCCGAUCAACCGCCCCAAAAUCACCGCCAUGCUUCCGCUCCUCAGUCUCCUCUCGCCUCCGAGGUCAACUCCUACAACAUUAGCCCGUUUCAAAGCCCGUUGCCGGCGGGAGUAUCUCCGUCGCCGGCGAGAACUCCGGGAAGAAAGUUCAAAUGGCCGUUUCCGCCGCCGUCGCCCGCCAAACCGAUCAUGGCGGCUCUGAGACGGCGGACAGCCGCUGCGCCGCAGCCGAUCCCGGAGGACGUGGACGUCAGAGGAGGAGGAGAGAGGCUGCUGGACAAGAACUUCGGGUUCGGGAAGAACUUCGAAGGGAAGUACGAGUUGGGGAAGGAGGUGGGGCGAGGGCAUUUCGGUCAUACUUGCUGGGCUAAGGCCAAGAAAGGGAAGAUGAAAGGACAAACGGUGGCCGUUAAGAUCAUAGCCAAAGCUAAGAUGACAUCGGCUCUAUCGAUCGAAGAUGUGCGGAGAGAAGUGAAACUGCUGAAGGCUUUAUCUGGACAUAGGCAUAUGGUUAAGUUCUACGAUGCAUACGAGGACGAUGAUUACGUCUUUGUUGUUAUGGAAUUGUGCGAAGGUGGAGAGCUAUUGGAUAGAAUUUUAGCUAGAGGUGGUCGAUACACUGAAGUGGAUGCCAAACGUAUUCUUGUACAGAUUUUGUCUGCAACUGCAUUUUUUCACCUCCAAGGUGUUGUCCACCGUGAUCUCAAGCCGGAGAAUUUUCUCUUUACCAGCAGAAACGAGGAUGCAAUCCUCAAGGUCAUAGAUUUUGGCUUGUCUGAUUUCAUUAGAUACGACCAGCGUCUCAAUGAUAUUGUGGGAAGUGCAUUCUAUGUCGCACCUGAAGUACUCCAUAGGUCUUACAGCACCGAAGCAGAUAUGUGGAGCAUUGGUGUCAUAAGUUACAUACUACUCUGUGGAAGCAGACCUUUCCAUGGAAGGACUGAAUCUGCGGUUUUCCGCUGCGUGAUUAGAGCCAACCCUAAUUUUCAAGAUAUGCCUUGGCCUUCAAUAUCGCAUACUGGUAAAGACUUCGUGAAAAGGCUUCUCAACAAGGACCAUAGGAAACGAAUGACAGCUGCUCAAGCCUUAGCUCAUCCGUGGCUACGUGAUGAAAACCCUGGGUUGCUUCUCGAUUUCUCGAUCUAUAGGUUGGUCAAGUCCUAUAUUCGUGCCUCGCAUUUCAGACGAUCGGCGCUUAAGGCUCUCUCCAAAGCUAUACCCGAAGAUGAGCUUGUGUUUCUUAAGGCACAGUUUAUGCUCCUGGACCCUAAAGAUGGAGGCCUAUCUCUUAACAGCUUCACUUCGGCGUUAACAAGAUAUGUUACUGAUGCGAUGAUGGAAUCAAGGCUUCCUGACAUUUUAAACACGAUGCAACCAUUAGCGCAAAAGAAACUGGACUUUGAAGAGUUCUGUGCGGCUGGGGUCAGCGUUUACCAACUGGAGGCUCUUGAAGAAUGGGAACAGAUUGUAACUUCAGCAUUUGAGCACUUCGAACAGGAAGGGAAUCGAAUCAUAUCCGUCCAAGAACUAGGCGCGGAGAUGGGCCUGGCACCAAAUACAUAUCAUCUGCUCAAGGAUUGGAUCAGGAGUUCGGAUGGAAAGCUGAGUUUCUUGGGCUACGCUAAGUUAUUGCAUGGAGUGACCGUACGUAGCUCGAGCUCAAGACCUAGGUGACACAUCGUCAUGUCAAAAGCCUUAUAACGUGUAAAUCAAGUCUUGAGAAAUAUCCAAACCUUUAUAGUGGAAGUGGAAGCUAGGGGAUUUCUUUGUAAAUGAUUCUUUGAGCAUUUUUGUUUACAGGAACCAAACCUUGAAAAAAGCAUAACAAACUAUAUAUUAUAGAAGGAAACUGGUGAGGUGUUGAUUUUGGUUUUA